AGAUUGGCUCCAUCUCCAUGCAUGCUGCCUCUGAGACCGAGCUAGCUGGUCCGAGGCGCUAUAAAAGACCGGCCCAACCUUGGUCCUCACAGUCACAGCACAGGCCGCCACACAAAGCUCUUGAGCUCCAAAUCUAGCAGCAGCUAGAGCUAGAGCUACAAUCACCGAAGAAGAUAAAGAUACACACGACUUUGUGCAACAAUCACCGACACACACAUAGCUAGAGCUAGAGAUGGCGGCGGGAAAGCUGGGGCAGCAGCUGAUGACGAGGCUGCACCUCGCGAGGACCCGACCGUCGGCGACGGCGGACGUGCCGCGGGGCCACCUGGCGGUGUACGUGGGCGAGGGGCGGAAGCGGCUGGUCAUCCCAACGGCGUGCCUCAGCCACCCAGCCUUCGUCACGCUGCUGAAGCGGGUGGAGGACGAGUUCGGCUUCGACCACCGCUGCGGCGGCCUCACCAUCCCCUGCGCCUCCGAGACCGAGUUCGCUCACAUCGUGGGCGCCGCCGCCGCCGGGGACGGCCACCACCAUCACUGACGAUCGCGUGCGUGCCCGCGCCGAUCGAUCGAGUUAGAGUCCGGCCGUGUCGAUAGAUUAAUUCCGCUUCCAGUUCCACCUAGCUAGGACAAAAUUAUUGUUCUCUUUUGGGGUGGUGUCGAUCGUAGCAGCAAUAGUGUUGGGUUUUGCUUGACGACACUGUAAAGAUUGUGAUUGGGAAUUGGAAGAAUAAGCUCUUCUCUCACCCUGCUUAUUAUUCUGA
Zea mays is the source of this 761-nucleotide messenger RNA. Its product is annotated as auxin-induced protein 15A. The record is from RefSeq and is a predicted model, not a curated record. The transcript has a single exon. Bases 233 to 538 code for a protein of 101 amino acids. Gene Ontology annotation, biological process: response to auxin. Lineage: Eukaryota; Viridiplantae; Streptophyta; Magnoliopsida; Poales; Poaceae.